GCGGAACAAUAGUGGGCCUGGCUCGUAGUUUGGUUGUGUGGGUAAGCCUUGAAUGAGAUUUUACGGGGUGGACCACAGUCAGAGCUGAUUUGGACUGGACUGAUUAUCACCACACCUCGUUUUUGGGACAUAUUUACCCAUAGGACACUUUCAUCCAAUUACAUUGCAUGGAAUAAUUCAGGAUCCUUAUCUUUUUCAUCGAUGGGAUGGCUUUGAAGAAACUUGAUUUCUCCUGAAACGUUUGCAAAAGUUACUGUUGAAGUGAAGAACUCAAAAGAUGGAUCAACAAGCAGCCGGAGGGGAGGACCCAAAUAAGCCUUCCAAAAAGAAAUCCAGUGAGGAUGAGAGUAAAAACAAAAAACUGAACAUACACAUAAAAACAUUGGCCGAUGACAUGCGUGACAGAAUCACAAGUUUUCGAAAGCAAGGCACGAAGAAGGAGAAGCCCCUCAUCCAGCAUCCCACAGACCCCCUCUCCACCUUUCAGACAGAGCUGCCUGUGCCCCAGCCGCUGUUCGACGAUCGCUCCAUGAACCUGUCAGAGAAGGAGAUCUUUGACCUGUUUGAGAAGAUGAUGGAGGACAUGAACCUGAAUGAGGAACGCAAAGCCCCCUUGCGUGGCAAAGACUUGAGCACCAAACGUGAGAUGGUAGUUCAGUACAUUUCAGCCACAGCAAAAUCGAUAACUGGGAGCAAAGUUGCGGGUGGACUGAGGAACAGCAAGCACGAGUGUACGCUGUCGUCACAGGAGUACGUGCACGAGCUGCGCUCGGGGAUCUUCGAAGACAAACUGCUCAACUGCCUGGAGUCCCUGCGUGUGUCCUUGACCAGCAACCCCGUCAGCUGGGUGAAUAACUUUGGCCAUGAGGGUCUCGGAGUGCUUUUGGAUGUGCUGGAGAAGCUGCUGGACAAGAAACAGCAAGAGAACAUUGACAAGAGAAACCAGCAUAAACUUAUCCAAUGCCUCAAGGCCUUCAUGAACAAUAAGUAUGGGAUGCAAAGGAUCUUGGACGAUGAACGAAGCCUCCUUCUGCUUGCGAGGGCGAUUGAUCCAAAGCAGACCGGUAUGAUGACUGAGAUUGUCAAGAUUCUGUCAGCUGUCUGUAUUAUUGGAGAGGAGAACAUUCUGGAUAAGAUCCUGGCAGCCAUGACCAUAGCAGCGGAGAGGAAUAAUAAGGAGAGGUUUGCUCCGAUAGUGGAAGGGCUGGAGAACCACGAAGCCCAGCAGCUACAGGUGGCGUGCAUGCAGCUGAUCAAUGCUCUCGUGACCUCCCCGGAUGAUUUAGACUUCAGAAUACACUUACGCAAUGAAUUUCUGCGGUGUGGCCUCAAGAAGAUUCUUCCAGAGCUGAAGGAGACAGAGGAGCUCGACAUCCAGUUGAAGGUGUUUAAUGAAAACAAGGAGGAGGAUUCCAUUGAGCUGUCUCAUCGGCUUGACGACAUCCGUGCCGAGAUGGAUGAUAUGGGUGAGGUGUACCAUCUCCUGUCCAACAUGGUGAAAGACACGGGUUCAGAACCGUACUUCCUGUCCAUCCUCCAGCACCUGCUGCUCAUUAGGAAUGAUUAUUAUAUAAGGCCUCAGUAUUACAAGGUGAUUGAAGAGAGUGUGUCCCAGAUCGUCCUUCACCGCAGUGGGAUGGACCCUGAUUUUGGCUACAGGGAAAGACUGGAUAUAGACUUAACUCAUCUCGUCGACCAGUGCGUGGAUAAAGCCAAGGUGGAGGAAAGCGAACAGAGAGCGGCGGAAUUCUCCAAAAAGUUCGACGAGGAGUUCAGCGCACGGCAGGAAGCUCAGGCCGAACUGCAGAAACAGGAGGAGAAAAUCAAAGGCCUGGAAGCGCAUAUCAACACUCUUCAGGCGCAGUUGACUAGUGAGAGAGGCAAGCUCAAAGAGGCAGAGAAAUGCAUCCGCGAAAGAGACGGCCAGAUUGCAGCGGGACCUGCAGCGGGCGGUGCCAUUCCUCCACCUCCACCAGGGGGCCUUGCACCUCCUCCACCUCCUCCGCCACCUCCAACUGGAGGUAUACCUCCUCCACCUCCUCCUCCACCCUGUCCGGCAUCUCUGGGACCUCCGCCACCACCUCCUCCGCCAGGGUUCGGUCCUCCACCCCCACCUCCUGGUGGAGGCCCACCACCACCUCCGGGCAUGCCUUCAGCUCCACCACCACUUGUCGUCCAGCUGCCUUACGGAUUGGUGCCCAAGAAGACCUACAAACCUGAGGCUGUGAUGAAGCGGGUGAACUGGUCAAAGAUAGUGCCUCAGGAGAUGGCGGAAAAUUGCGUUUGGCUCAAAGUCAAAGAGGAGCGCUUUGAGAACACGGAAAUGUUCGGCCAGCUUUCACUCGCCUUCUCUUCCAAAUCCAGAGUGAAAAAGGAUGUGGACGAAACAGACGACAGGAUGACACAAUUCAAGAAAAAAGCGAAAGAGCUGCGAAUUCUGGAUGGCAAGACGGCCCAGAAUCUGUCAAUUUUCCUGGGAUCAUUCCGACUGCCUUAUGAGGAGAUCCGGGAUAUUGUGCUGUAUGUGGAUGAAGAGAGGCUAAGUGAAGCUCUAAUCCAGAACCUGAUCAAGAAUCUUCCCGAGCAGAAGGAACUGAGCAGUCUGGCUGAGCUGAAGAAUGAAUACGAGGAGCUUUGCGAGUCCGAGCAGUUUGGCAUUGUGAUGAGCUCCGUUAAGAUGCUGCGUCCCCGGCUGAACGGUAUCCUCUUCAAGCUGACGUUUGAGGAACAGGUGAACAACAUCCGGCCGGACAUCAUGAACGUGACCUUCGCCUGUGAAGAGGUCAAGAAAUGUGAAAGUUUCAGCAUGUUCCUGGAGCUGGUGCUGCUGGUGGGGAACUACAUGAAUUCUGGUUCCAGAAACGCUCAAACCUUUGGAUUCAACAUCAGCUUCCUCUGCAAGCUUCGUGACACCAAGUCAACAGAUCAAAAUAUGACUCUUUUGCACUUUUUGGCUGAGAAGUGUGAAGAGAAGUAUCCUGAGAUCCUCAAGUUCCCAGAUGAGCUAGAACAUGUUGACAGCGCCAGCAAGGUGUCUGCUCAGAUCCUGAAAGCCAGCCUGGACACAAUGGAACGUCAUAUCCAGAGGCUGGAGAACGACAUUCAGAACUUCCCCAAGACUGAUGACAAACAGGAUAAGUUUGUUGAAAAGAUGUCGGGCUUUGCCAAGCAUUCCCGCGAGCAGUACGAGAAGCUUUCCACCAUGCACAAGAAUAUGCAGAAGCUCUACGAGAGUAUGGGAAGCUACUUGGCCUUCGACCCACACGCUUUCAGCAUCGAGGACUUCUUCGGAGACCUGGCUAACUUCCGCAACCUCUUCAUGGAUGCUGUGAGGGAGAACCACAAGAAGAGGGAGAUGGAGGAGAAGAUCAAGAGAGCCAAGCUAGCAAAGGAGAAGGCUGAGCGUGAAAAGCUAGAAAGACAGCAGAAGAAGAAACAGCUGAUUGACAUGAACAAAGAAGGUGACGAGACCGGAGUGAUGGACAGCCUCAUGGAAGCCCUGCAGUCUGGAGCGGCCUUCCGUGACCGCCGGAAACGAACCCCGCGCAACGGUGAUCAAAGCCCUUCCUGUUCAGCACCUCGGUGGCCGGGUGCUAACCAUGAUGCAGCCUCUGGGAAAAGCAGACAACCGUCGCACUGGUUUGGAAAGAUCCCGUUCACGCCACAAUGCAAACCCUAUGGUCCGAUGAUCGCUUGCCGGCUAAGGACAAGCUUCGCCAAGUGCCAAAGACACAAGAGUGGGGAAAGCGAGGAGGGUUGAACAGGGAUGGAGAGAGAGCAAAAGCCCCCGCCGGAAAGCCCUCCCCAUUUCAAAUCUAUACCCACCCACACGAACAUGCAUACAGAACGAACCUCAAAGACGCGUGCCACCGCUUACACUUCAUCGCAGGAUAACAAUGACCCUCUACGAAGCCUUACAUAAAUAUCAUUCAAUUGCUCUUCAUGCAUAAGACCCGUUCAAUUUGGAGGUGUUUAUUUGAGAUUUUCUGUUUGCUCGACUUUGUUUGUUUGUUAUUUUCAUGAUUGCGUCGGUUCUGUUUAUAUCUCAGUGCAUCUCAUGACGCAAACUCCACCGAUCUGGCUCACGUCCAUCCCUCUAUCUGCAAACAGUCAAACGAUUGGCUGCAGUUUGAUCUCUCGCUAUUGGAUUUUUCAACGCGCAAACACGAUCGUCUUGUUGACAACAAGCCAAAAGCGCCAGCGAGGACGGUGCGGUUUUGUAUGCAUAUCAUAGAAGGGACUUCAUCGCCGCUUCGAUUGAACAAAUCCUUAGCUUGAUUUGGUUGGCACCACCUUGCUUUUUAUUUCACAUAACAGAUAACAUUAGACGCCAGGUUUCCUCUCAUUUCUACAUCAGUCGCGCUCCGCAACGUAUAGUCUGUGCCCUUUCAUAUAUUACAGAUCUGAUGUAUGUAGCAACAUGAAAAAGCUGCUGAUUUUUAGCAUCAACGCUAUCGUGUGUACACAUUUGUGCCGUGCCAGCUGCCGCAGGGUUCCCGAAGUGGCUGAAAGUUAUUGCUCUUUAUCUACAGUAAACACUUGAAACGUUCAUAGACAUUUCUCCUUUCGAGUCAAAGGUUUUGUUAAGGGAAUCUGCUGGUGUGUUCAGCAAGCACGAAUCAAAGCGAUGCCAUUCAUUUCUGUUUUCAAGUGUGUCAUAGGUGUUCUCUUGAUUUCAGCUUUUAGUUCUCUACCGUAUGUAGGGAAGUAUUUUAGUGAACCGUUGCUUAGUGUUUGUUUUUUUAAUUCCUCGGCCAUUUUUAAGAGCUCUCAGAUGUGCUACCUUUCUGCCUGACCUUUUGAAUUUGUCGGAUUCAAAAAGUCAGACUGAAUUACUUCGCAAGACACGUCUGUGAAAUUUGUUACUGUUUUGAUUUUCACAGGGUCACAUUACAGGUAAAACACACUGUAUUCUUCGCUAUCACCUGAUCUUACAAAUUAGACUAACUAAGAUAGUCGGACAGAAUAAAAGGACUCAAAACCUCUCAUAUAAAACCAAUCCCAUCCGAGUAGAAUUUAUUCUAGAGCUAUGCAGCACGACCUGUGUGCUCAAAGCUCAUUUUAGCGGCAUUCUUUCCUAAUUUGUAAAAUAUGUAUUUAUUCACAGUUUGCCAGAUACAGCCCGAAGUCUUUGAAAUGUGAGCAUUAACCAGAUCCCAGUCCAAAGGAAACCGAAUAGUGACAUUAAAGAGAUGUUCACGACGUGGUGGCUGUCUUCCUGUGAAAACCAUUAGUGAAGUCUCUACCAGCUCCCCACACUCUUGCUUGUGGCGUGAGUAGUCAUUUGCCAUAAUGUUUCAUGCCCCCCGCGUCCAUAACACUGCAGGCAACUGUAUGUAUAGUAGUGUCUUUUCUCUUACGGGUGACUGGAGUAAUACUGCCUAACAUUACUGGUACAUGCCACACAAAAAGCAUUUUCAUCCAACCUCAAUAAAUGCUAUCUUUGGUAGUUUUGUUUAUGUAAGUGUAUAAGACUAAAGGAUGGCCGAGAACGCCCAUGCUUUUAAACAAAGCGCUGUUAGACAAGCUUUCUGCUUUAGUCUGUGUUUGUCGUACACUCUAGAGCGAGGAAAGGUCGAGAUGCGGCGUAUCGCAAUCCAUUGAUUUGCUUUUCUAAUUAAAACUGCCCUUUGAAUGCUUUCCAGCACAUCACAAUAGAUGCUGCGCUGGGCUCAUGCAGCUUUCACUACCGGCUAUUUUAAACUCGUGUUAAUGGUAAUUACAGCAUCCACAGGCUUUCGGUGCAAACACCUCCAACAUGUAUUUUUAUUUUCAAGUCCGAUCAUCCUUAAAGCCCAGUUGCAGUAUCUGAUAGCCAUUACCAAUGGUACCAUGUAACAAAAUAUACAGUCGAUGCUCGGGUGAAAAAUAUAUAGAAGGCUUACAUUUUGUUAAACGUGCCAAACAUUUGUUAUACUUAUGGUUUUUUUUUCUAUAUUAUUUUUGUCAUUAUUAUUGUUAGGUAUGAAGGGAGUGUAAGAGGAGAAUGCAGAUCAGUUCAAAUGGAUUUGAUGGAAUCACACUAAUUUGUUAAUUUUGUGAAGAAGAUUUAUUUGAAACAAGAGGUAGCUUGCAGCGAUGUGUCUCCCCAGAAAAACAGUUUAUCAUGUCAUCAAUUUUGCAAGGCUAAUGUCUGUGACUUAUUCUUCAAAAUCAUGUGUAAUUUUUAGAUGUUUUCCCCUAAGAAAAACAUUGUUUUGUACCAUGCAAUAAUCUUUUACCCUCCGUCUGUGAUAUUGUUGUUAAAUGUGUGUAUUACUGUAGGCUAAUAUAUGUGUCAUGGGUAUUUGGUGAGAAUAUUGUACAGUAGAGGAUAUUUCAUAAUGCAGGUUAGCAGCUGCAGGUGACUUCAUAUUUAAGUCAGAUCCAGGCUAGAAAAGAAAAUUCAAAGUUACCUGUGCCAAUCUGGGUCCUUUGCAGUGUCAUUUAUCCACAUUUGCUCAAUAUGCUCAGUUCAGAUUGUAUGAUGGUGCACUUUAAUUUGUUCAAUAUAAACCUGGAUCGCUCUUUUAAUUUUGUGAUUUCUUAGCAUAUCAUUGCCAAAAUAGACUGUGUGGUAACUGUUUUUGAGAAGUGAUUCGAUCUUCAUUCAGUUCAACUUCUCCACCAACCUCUCUCAUUCCUCGGCGCUUGAAACUAGAUCAUGAGUUACAUGAGUAAGAACAACUACAGCUGUCUCAGGACAUGUUUUUUUAGGUAGUGUAGUAAUCCAUUUCCAUUGUGUUUUAUUGUCUUUUAUGCGAUUUAUAUUUGUAACGUCUUUGUUAAUUUUUACCUGUAAUUAAAAAAAGGUGAAAAUG
Molecule: messenger RNA, 6800 nt
Organism: Triplophysa dalaica
Lineage: Eukaryota; Metazoa; Chordata; Actinopteri; Cypriniformes; Nemacheilidae
Gene: diaph2
Product: diaphanous-related formin 2
Exons: 32
Coding region: 278-3760 (1160 amino acids)
Biological process (GO): actin cytoskeleton organization; actin filament polymerization
Cellular component (GO): actin filament; cytoplasm
Molecular function (GO): small GTPase binding; actin binding; microtubule binding
Source: RefSeq, a predicted model, not a curated record